Molecule: messenger RNA, 577 nt
Organism: Lactuca sativa (garden lettuce)
Lineage: Eukaryota; Viridiplantae; Streptophyta; Magnoliopsida; Asterales; Asteraceae
Product: allyl alcohol dehydrogenase-like protein
Source: RefSeq, a predicted model, not a curated record
AUGGAGGUCUCUAUCUACUUCUCAUUUCCCCCUCGCAGGCAUCGUAGUUAUCGGAAUUUACACAAAUGGGGAUUCUCUCAUGGUGGAAAGGCAACAAGGAUACUACUUCCUCCGGCACCGGUUCUGGUUCGAAAAUAACCGAGAAACCUGAGUCUAAGGCCAUUGUUUCAUCGGAGAAAGCAGCCGAUGAAGUUCCCGGCAUGAAUGGCGCGGUGGAGGUCUCUCGACCUGGUCCAAACGUGGACGUGACAGUUUUUGAAUUCGGUUCUAUUGCCGCUUCAUCUGAUAAGGUAACUCUUGCCGGCUACUGCCCCGUAUCCGAUGACCUUGAACCCUGCCGUUGGGAGAUUCUGCCAGCCAGCGGCUCCGAUGCGCCUCAAUUUCGCGUGGUGUUCUAAUAGAUACAGGGAGAUCGUUCGAUAUGAUGGUAAAAUCUUGUAAGUUUCGUGUUUGACUUGAGAAUACUUUUUGGUAUUGUGUAAUUCAUUGCACUUGGUAAAACCCUUGAAAAAACCCUAAUUUUGUUAGUCAUUUGCGGCUUAAUUACGUUAUCAUCAACACGAUGUUCGCUCAGAAA